AUGAAGUGUAUCAUUGCUGUCGCUACCGUCCUGCUGCUGGCCAUCGGAUCGUCCCAGGCUGACUACCAUGCCAAGGGUUAUGGCAAACCGGCCGCCCACUACGGAGGUGGACACGGUGGACAUCAUGUGCCGUGCGGAUCGAACCUGCUGCUGAGCUGCCACCCGAACGUUGCCCACGUGCCCUGCGUUCCGGCCCACGGUGGACACCACGAGUACCAUCAUGCUCCGGCCCCAGCUCACCAUCACGCUCCGGCCCCGGCUUACCAUGCCCCAGCUCCGGCUUACCACGCACCGGUCCAUCAUGCUCCGGCACCGACCAAGUAUUAG
This is a messenger RNA of Anopheles stephensi (Asian malaria mosquito), 327 nucleotides long. RefSeq names its product vitelline membrane protein 15a-1-like. Bases 1 to 327 code for a protein of 108 amino acids. The record is from RefSeq and is a predicted model, not a curated record. The transcript has a single exon. Lineage: Eukaryota; Metazoa; Arthropoda; Insecta; Diptera; Culicidae.